GGUGGAAUUACUACUGUGCAAACCUGGGCUCCAAAUGAUGUCAUUGGCGUAAGAUGACAGCCGCCAUACCUGGGAUAUUUUUGGCUUCACUUUUCUAGCAGAAGGAAGAUGCAUGGUCUAUACUCUUUACAGUCUAUGGGUCUGAAAAUGUCAACGCUCAUGGCCCCUAAUGCACAUUAAAUCCACACUAUCUCUAAUACAGCUUCUGAGUUUUAUUUUAGGCUAAGCAUAGCACUUCAUUCAUAAUGUUCAGGAACUCACAUUCACUGAAAUUGACAAAUGUUGAGGAAAACUUUGCAGCAUAAGUCACUGAAACAGAAAAUAUGUCAUGUAAGUUGUCAAGUGCAAAGACAAGUGCAAAAGUAGUUGCAAUGUUACUCAAGUAACCACUGAAACUCCACCCACAUAUAACACUUAUCAGGAAGAGAAUGACUUAGCUUUUCUUCCUGUCAUAACAACUCUCUUCUUUCUUGAGAAAACAACAUAAAACACACAAACAAACAAAAACAACAACAACGAAGAAUUAGCGUGCAAUGAAGAAUACAGAGCAAAAACUUUCAUGAUGGAUUUUUGAGAAGUUUGUUUCUAAACAGGCAGCAGAUCUUUGUGAUUAUUUUUGAAACAUCGUUCAGAAAGUGAAAGUACAGCUUAGAUUACUAGAGCUCAAACAGUGAAAAUGGCUUCACUACAUGCAGAUGAAUUUUCUUGUCCCGUGUGCUGUGAAAUCUUCAAGGAUCCUGUUGUUUUAUCAUGUAGUCACAAUGUCUGUAAAGAGUGUCUUCAACAGUUCUGGAGAACCAAGGAAACUCAGGAGUGUCCUGUCUGCAGGAGAAGAUCCUCAAAUGAUCAGCCACCAUGUAAUUUUGCAUUGCAAAACUUGUGCGAGUUGUUCCUGAAGGAGAGAAAGGAGAGGUGUUCAGCAGAAUCUGAGGAGAUCUGCAAUUUGCACAGUGAGAAACUCAAACUCUUCUGUCUGGAGGACAAACAGCCUGUGUGUUCAGUAUGUGUUAACUCACAACAACAUGUCAGUCACACAUUCAGACCCAUCAGUGAAGUUGUUCCAUCAUGUAAGGAGGAGCUCAACACAGCACUGAAGACAUUACAAAAGAGCCUCAAACACAAAGAAAAAAUUAAAGGAGAGUUUGAGAAAACAGCUCAACACAUCAAGUCUCAAGCUGAGCACACAGAGCAUCAGAUUAAACAACAGUUUGAGAAGCUUCAUCAGUUUCUCAGAGAUGAAGAAGAAGCUACAAUCACUGCACUGAGGGAGGAAGAGGAGCAGAAGAAGCAGAUGAUAAAGGAGAAGCUGGAGGAGAUCAACAGACACAUCUCAGCUCUUUCACACACAAUCAAAGACAUGGAGGAGAUGAUGAAAGCCAGUGACAUCUGCUUUCUAAAGGAGUUUCCAGUCUCAAUGGAAAGAGUCCAGAUCUCACAGCCGGAUCCACAGACACCUUCUGGAGCUUUGAUUCAUGUGCCAUGUUACUUGGGCAACCUGCCGUUCAGAGUCUGGAAGAAGAUGCAGGACAUCGUCCAAUACACUCCAGUGAUUCUGGAUCCAAACACGGCUCAUCCAGAUCUCAUCCUUUCUGAUGAUCUGACCAGUGUGAGAUGGAGUGAGAACAAUCAACCACCUCUUGAUAACCCAGAAAGAUUUGAUGAGUGUCUUUGUGUUUUGGGUUCAGAGGGUUUUAACUCAGGAACACACUGCUGGGAUGUGGCGGUUAAAAGAAGUUCACACUGGAGUGUUGGAGUAACUACAGCAUCAAAUCAGAGGAAGGGGGAUGAAUUCUUUAGCACUGAUGUCUGGAGUGUGCGAUAUGAUAAGUAUGGACUGUCAGAAAAGUUUGGUUUUCCUGUUAAACGUGAGCUUGAAAGGGUGAGAGUUGAUCUGGACUAUGACAGAGGAACAGUGUCAUUCUCUGAUCCUGUAACUAACACACAUCUACACACAUUCACAACCACCUUCACUGACACUGUCUUGCCAUUGUUUCGUAAUCUUGAUGAAACAACCUAUCUGAAGAUUUUACCAGUUACACUCUAACAGUGAAAAUCACUGUUGAAUCUGAUCCUGCUUAUGAAUCAAUAAUAUUUUUAUAUAAAUAUAAGAUAUAUAAAUAAUAUAUUUAAAUACUCUAUUGAAUUCUUGUACAAAUAAGAUUUACUGUUAUCAUCUAUAAUAACACUUUGCUUGCAUUUUUUUUAUUUUCAAGAAACUCUUU
Molecule: messenger RNA, 2222 nt
Organism: Labeo rohita (rohu)
Lineage: Eukaryota; Metazoa; Chordata; Actinopteri; Cypriniformes; Cyprinidae
Product: nuclear factor 7, ovary
Exons: 6
Coding region: 677-2044 (455 amino acids)
Molecular function (GO): protein binding; zinc ion binding
Source: RefSeq, a predicted model, not a curated record